CAGAUAGGUUUAGUUUAGUCUUUGGGAUCGCAUCGUACAUCCAGGAGACUCUGUGCACUUAGGUCGUGCUGUCUGAAUAGCUUUUGUAGAUAUUUAUCCCUGAAAGCCGCGCUGCCCGAAGCCAUGGGAGAGGCCGAGACGCGCCAGAAGCUGCUGCGCAAUGUAAAGAAGGAGGUGAAACAAAUUAUGGAGGAAGCAGUAACCAGGAAAUUCGUGCAUGCAGACAGCAGCCACGUUAUAUCUUUCUGUGCUGUUGUAGAGGCCUGUGUGCUGCAUGGGCUUAAGCGCCGUAUUGCAGGCCUGCUGUGCACUAAUAAGGUCGCUGCGCUCUUUAUGAAAGUGGCAAAGAGCUUUUCGCCCGCUGAUGAACUCUGCCGCAAGGUCCAGGAAGUGGAGCAGCUUAUAGAAAACAGCAAACAGAACAAUUCCUCACUGAGUAAUGACCGCACUCGGCAGUCCAAGCUGCCCAACCUCCCUCCUCAAGCACUGAAAAACCUUUGGACUCGAACAGCCCUGAUGGAGAAGCUCUUGGACAAAAUUGUCCUGUACUUGGUGGAAAACAGCAGUGCAUUUUAUGAUAAAGAAGCCAUGCUGAUGGAUCCUGUGGAUGGUCCAAUCCUUGCAUCUCUAUUGGUUGGCCCCUGUGCUUUGGAGUACACCAAAGUUAAGACUGCAGACCAUUUCUGGACAGACCCGUCUGCUGACGAGCUUGUACAGCGCCACCGAAUCCACAGCGGCCACUGUCGGCAGGAUUCUCCUUCUAGAAGGCCUGCCCUGAUACAGAAGAGACAGUCCAGUGGCAGCAUGGAUGACCGGCCUCUCAUGUGGGUGAGAGAUUAUGUUGAAUCCCUCCACCAAAACUCCAGAGCCACACUCCUGUUCGGGAAGAACAAUGUCCUGGUGCAGCCGAGGGAUGACAUGGAGGCCAUUCCGGGCUAUCUCUCUCUUCAUCAAACUGCAGAUCUCAUGACACUGAAGUGGACACCAAACCAGCUGAUGAAUGGCAAUGUUGGAGAGCUGGAUUCUGAAAAGAGUGUAUAUUGGGAUUAUGCCAUAACGAUUCGUUUGGAGGAGAUUGUGUAUCUUCACUGUCAUCAGCAAGUAAACAGUGGUGGGACAGUAGUUUUGGUGAGCCAGGAUGGCAUCCAGAGACCUCCCCUACAUUUUCCCAAAGGUGGUCACCUGCUCCAGUUUCUCACCUGCUUGGAGACGGGUCUGCUACCUCACGGACAGCUGGACCCACCGCUCUGGAAUCAGAGAGGAAAGGGAAAAGUUUUCCCCAAAUUACGAAGAAGAAGUCCACACGGCUCAUGUGAUUCUGUAUCGGAUAAGGAAGACGAUGAAGCAACCGAUUAUGUGUUUCGAAUCCUUUUUCCUGGCAAUCAGAUGGAGUUCAGUACCAUGGCUCUGGAGAUGAUGGAUCAGGGAGUUAAUCUGUGGCAGCCAACCCCAAGAAAGUCCUCGUGCUCCUCUUGCUCACAGAACGGCUCUUCUGACAGCUCUCUACCUAAUGGCUGCAAUCAGGAAAGGGCUCCGUUAAAGCUCCUUUGCGACACAAUGAAAUACCAGAUCAUUUCUCGUGCAUUCUACGGAUGUGAGUACAGACGACUGUUCGAAUGCUUUUUGGAAAUUGGGGAAUCAUUUAAGUUGCUUUGUAUCAAAAGUUUAUGUUCAUCAUUACAGUAUGCUCUUGUUGAGCAUCAGAGGACUUAUUUUUCCUCUGCAGGGCUUGCAUACUGUCGCCAUCUGUCUACGGUCCGGACACAUCUUUCGGCGUUGGUCAGCACUACUAUGGUUGACCCUGAUGUACCCUGUGACACUCGGGGAGGCCUGUCUGUGGAGGUUUGGGGCAAAUAUCUCAAGGACAGCUCUGCCUACCAAGAAAAGGAGAUACACAGGCUCGUGUAUUUUGGUGGUGUUACCCCAUCACUACGCAAAGAAGUCUGGCCCUUCCUAUUGGGACAUUACCAGUUUACCAUGACGGAGAAAUGCAGACUGGAGAUUGACGAACAGAUGCGGAUCAUAUAUGAACAGACUAUGAAGGAGUGGCAGGGUUGUGAGCUCAUUGUCCGUCAGAGGGAGCGGGAGAAGCAUGCCGAAGCCAUCGCUCGAUGUUCUUCCGGAGCGAGUGUGGAAAGAGGGCCCGUACAGCGGGACUCCACCAUCAGCACAGAUUCGUCUCUGUGCAGCUCAGACCAUCAGAAUGCACACUCACAGAGCGAAUCCAGCAGCAGUGAACAGGUAUUUGUAUUGGCGGAGACUGAAUCCAGGGCUGGGGAAGAAGAACCACAGCACAGUAGCCUUGUGAAGGCCACAGAUGGUCCACAACUUCCCUUCUGUAAUCUUUCCGCCCCAAGUGUGUCAAAUCAGCCUCCAGGCGCAGAUGGCAACCUGCUAACUGAGUCAACCAUCAAACCAAACACCUCGCUGACAGCAGAUUCACCAGAAGUCCUCAGUGGGGAAACUUCAGCUGAAGAAAAGAGUCAGCAUCCAACGUGUGAAUCCGGAGGACAGGAUUUAAAACAACCUACUGUCGAGAUCGAGGCUGUAACGCAGAAGAUGUAUACAGGAUUAGGAAAUGAGGAAGUUUUGGAGACGACAGCUGUUAAGUCUAAAGAAACAUUUGAAGCUGAGGCUAAAGACACACCAACUCAUGGAGUUUUAAAAGCUGUAGAUACAAAUAUGAAUUUGAAAUCGGCUCCAGAGAAUACUAAUGUUCUGAAGCUUGAAAAAGAGGUUCAUAAUGAAUAUUUCCAAGCACCUCCACUUGGGCAGACCUUGACCCUUCAGGCACACAAGAGCAAAGAUCAGGAAAGGAAGACACUAUAUCAGCUUGUCACCCAAGGAGAUAUGAAUUCACAUAGUGAAAAAAAGCCAGAAGUUACUAAAAAAUCUGAAAUAACAGAAGCGACAGUUGAAAUCAAAAAGACUGCAGAGAUCCCAUUUGAGAAACCUGGUUCAAAUUCUCCAGUCAGACAAGUGCUGAAUGCUCUUCAGUCAGCAUCAAGGGGCAGCCUUUCGUUAUCGUCUCACUCUCGGCAGUCCCCAGACACAGCCGACUCAGAUGACUCUCCUUCUGCCUUGGAAAUGGAGGACAUUCUUACAGGGAUGACAUGCGUGACAUCAGAGGGCGCCCAGCCCAGGCCUUUGAUGGGACUGGCCACGCCUCCUGUCUCUUUGGCACAAAAAGAGAAGCUGGCAGCUGACUAUCUAGAUCACCAUCUGGACACAGCUUGUAACACCAGUCCUGAGGGGACUGACCUGGGGCUCUCUGAAGAGGAACCUGAGAUGGAUAAUGUACUCACUGAGCCAGAGUCUGCAGAAGCGACAGGAAUGACCAAAUACGAAGAAUCCUCCGAGGAGCAAACCUACUCUCAAGAAACGCUGGACAUGUAUUUGAUCAACUUGCAUCGGAUUGACAAAGACGUCAGACGCUGUGACAGAACCUACUGGUACUUCACUCCUGAGAAUCUGGAGAAGCUGCGUAACAUCAUGUGCAGUUAUGUGUGGCAGCAUUUGGAUACAGGUUACAUGCAGGGCAUGUGUGAUCUGCUGGCUCCCCUGCUGGUUAUUCUUGAUGAUGAGGUAAUGGCGUUCAGUUGCUUCACUGAACUGAUGAAGAGGAUGAACCAGAAUUUUCCUCAUGGGGGUGCUAUGGACUCCCAUUUCGCCAAUAUGCGAUCACUUAUACAGAUCCUGGACUCAGAGCUGUUUGAACUCAUGCAGCAGAAUGGAGACUACACCCACUUCUAUUUCUGUUACCGCUGGUUUCUUCUCGACUUCAAAAGAGAAAUGGUGUAUGAUGAUGUGUUCUCUGCGUGGGAAACCAUCUGGGCAGCCAAGCACACCUCAUCUGAACACUUCGUGCUCUUCAUCGCUCUGGCACUUGUGGAGAUGUAUAGAGACAUCAUUUUGGAAAAUAACAUGGACUUCACGGACAUCAUCAAGUUCUUCAAUGAAAUGGCAGAGCGACAUGAUGUCCCACAGGUCUUGAUGAUGGCCCGAGACUUGGCCCACAAAGUGCAGACUCUCAUAGAAAACAAGUGAUGCAUAAUGCUACAUUCCAUGAUCCCAUGACUCUGUGCUAAAUUGUUUCAGAGAAAAUGACAAAAACCACAUGAUAGUCACAUAUUCCAGGAAGAGUGGUUGGUGUUAAUGAAAGCAGUGUUUAGCAAGUGGUGGACUCAUAACCAGUCAUUUAAGCUGCUUAUUAUUUAAAAAAAAUGUUAUUGGAAAAAAAAAUCUCUACAUUUGUUUCUUUUCAGGAAACGCAAGUAUUAUGAGUUAAUUUAUUUUUGAAAUCUUUUCUUUCACCCAGUGAAUGUACCCUUGUUGAAACCGCAUCAGGAUGUUAUUUAUUUUGCCUUAAAUCGAGUCGUUGUUUCAGGGAUGCAACGACCAAAUUCUCCACUCUCUUUCUAUUCUACCUGAUUGAUUUACUUAAUUUACACAUCUUGUGAGACACUUAAAUAUAUUUUCAGUAUUGUUAUUAUUUAGCUGGAAUGUAGCUUCCACAGUUCAACAUCUUGUGAUAUUUUGAUAUUCCUUUACUUUUUUGUUAUAGUACGUGACAUCCCUAGAUGAUUUGAUUGUCUAAACAUUAAAACAACAAAUAAUCAUUUCAGGGUUUUGUCAGUGAUACAGUUGAUUGUGUCUAAAUUGCAUAUGCUCACAAGGUUGAAUCUCAAUAGCCAUUUUGAGGGCCAAUUUCUGGCCUUUCUGGCAUUUGAUGGCUGUCUUUGUGUGUGCACCUUUGCAGCGUACGACUUUGCAGGAUACACAGACCUAAACUCUGUGCAGACCAGCAGGGGUUCACAUAAUUUUCAACCUGCUGAAGGCUUGUUCAGAUGGUUGCUGCAUAUGUUCAUUACAUUCCUCUUCCUGUAAACUCACAUACUGUUGCUCAGGCUGAACGCUGAGCUGUCGAUUCUCAUAAAAUCAAAACAAGCGGAGUACAGGCCUGACAACAGGUUCUUCUUCCAAGCAGCGUUGUGUGAGCCGUUGUGACAGUCGUCGUUUGUAGUGACAGCAAUGUGCUUCCUUCAUACUCUGCACUUCCCUCUUUCACUUUCUCUACAAAAUCAGCCUAAGACAUUUGCUCGGUCUUGUUCUUCUAGUCACUGUUGCCUUGUCUGUAACAAACUAAUUUGUUUUUGAUUUGGCAACGAAACUGUCAAUUUUUCCUGUUUCUCCUCAUUUUCACAUCAACGUCCUUGUGUUCCACCUGCUAAAACCAGCUUUACUUUUAGCUUUAGCUUCUUGAAUGAUUUGAAGGGUAGAUUUCUUUGACUUUUGACAACCCCCCCCCCCCAUUUUUUUUUUACAUUUUGUGUGCUGAAGAACAAGUUGCCCACACAGCACCAUCCACAUCCAUGCAAUUAUUUAAUUCAUGUAAUCAUUGAAAGGAACAGAAAACUAUGUUUGGUUUCUCUUUCAAUCACCAGAUAAAUUUCUUCACACUUUUUCACUCGAGUGAACACAUUAAAUGUUUACUCAGGAGCUUCCUUUCACUGGCCUGUACUGUGAUGCUGCUCAGAUUGUCAUGAUUUCAUCCUCUAAAAGGAAGAACCACAGUAAGAAAAAAACCUCAUACAGACAAUUGAUAAGUGGUGUCCUGAAAGAAGUAUACAGCCAUAUUAUUAAAAAAUAAUGUUUUUUAAGAGCAAGUUGGAAGACAUAUAGAGGAUUUUCUGAUGAUAAUCUGAAUCAGCACUGUUGAAAGGAAUUUUAUUUGUUUUUCUUUAAGUAAUGAAAAUGACUUAGAAAUGGCAUGUAAUACUCUGCAGACAUUGAAGUCAGAUUAUGAAGAUUUCUUAUAGGGUUCAGCAAUUGAAAUUAUUCUUUUAUUUUGGGGAAGGAGUUCAGAGUGGAUAUUUUAUUAUCUCUGAUAACCAAAAAGCAGGUUGAUAUUCCAGAAUAGGUCAGAUGUGUUCAGUCAGAUUUUAGAUUUUAACUGUGCCCCUUAAAAUAUCUGAAAUACACCCAUGCUCGUUUCACUGUGGCUAACAUUCAAGUGUUUUGCUAUCACCGCUAAUGUGUGUCCAUACAACCUAAGACAUGCCUGAGUAUUGGUGUUUGUGUAUUGCUGUUUGUUGUCAGAAGAUAUAUCUGUCUACAAUGUGAUGAAAUGAAGCAGAAUUAUUGUACAAAGAUACAUAUAAGGUACAUAUUUAAUAAAUGCAAUACUAUGUCUGUAUAUGGGAUUAUGAUUAUGAUGAAAAAAUGAAAUUAUACUGAUGGAAAUAUAUUUUUUUCUGUCUUCUAAAAUGGUCACUGAGUAUAAUUAAUUUAUUGUGUAUUAAAAAUCGUAUAUUUUGCA
Molecule: messenger RNA, 6319 nt
Organism: Cololabis saira (Pacific saury)
Lineage: Eukaryota; Metazoa; Chordata; Actinopteri; Beloniformes; Belonidae
Gene: sgsm1b
Product: small G protein signaling modulator 1b
Exons: 24
Coding region: 124-4047 (1307 amino acids)
Biological process (GO): activation of GTPase activity
Molecular function (GO): GTPase activator activity
Source: RefSeq, a predicted model, not a curated record